Saccostrea echinata is the source of this 1482-nucleotide messenger RNA. RefSeq lists its product as uncharacterized. Gene Ontology annotation, cellular component: cytoplasm. Gene Ontology annotation, molecular function: ubiquitin-protein transferase activity; metal ion binding. NCBI's taxonomy places the organism in Eukaryota, Metazoa, Mollusca, Bivalvia, Ostreida, Ostreidae. Bases 1 to 1482 code for a protein of 493 amino acids. The transcript has 15 exons. The record is from RefSeq and is a predicted model, not a curated record. Gene Ontology annotation, biological process: protein ubiquitination.
AUGACUUUUUGUAAUGGACGAUUGAUUGAAGAGGAACACUGGCUUGCUCAAGCUAAACAAGAGUCACAAAUCAAUAGACAGCUAAGGCCCCAGUAUGGUGUUGGGCCCUGUGUUAUUUUUAUUCUGGAUACAUCUGCAAGCAUUCAAGGGCAAGGUUUCCACGAACUUAAAGAUGUUUUUAAAACAAUCAUCGAGGAGUAUUCACGUCAUCCUGAUAUAGAUGAAAAUGUAGCAGUUAUUGUGUGUGGUCAGACUACGAAGUUUCAAAACUAUUAUACGAAUCAGUAUCAUGAACUUAUUCAUUGCUUGGAUGGAGUUGAGUGUGAAGGAUUAUCGCCCUUAGCUGCAGGACUUCUGCUUUCUAUAGGAGCCAUCGAAGGGGGUGCUAGUCACACUCGGGUCAUUCACGAGUUUCAUUUAAGAGCCCGGAUUGUAGUUAUGUCUGAUGGAAGACCCACAGACAUGAGGAUGAAGGGAGAAAUUGAUGAUUCAGAGCUUUUUGAAACAGAAAUAACAUUUUUAGAAGCUUUGUCAGCAAGAUCAAAUGGUGGAAAAGUUGUUUAUCCUCACGAAGCCCGACGGUUUGCACGUUACAGCACAUAUGUGGAUCAGAUGUUAGAAAUUUUUCGUCGUAGACACACUUUCAUAUCAGACAUAUUAGAAAUUGCCUCCGAUGACGACAUUGAUGACGAGGAACAUUACCAAGAGCUAGACGCCAGUAUGCCUCCCUUGGGAACCCGAGUUAAGAGAGGUCUAACUUGGAUUUGGAAGAACCAAGACGCAAUGGGACCAGGCACUGUAACUGGGCAUUCAUUGUUGAAUGCUGGUUGGUUGUACGUUUGCUGGGAUCACGGUCUGACAUUUAAUUAUCGAUAUGGGGACAGAUUUUCUGACGUAGAGGUUUGCGAUGAACCAAGAAUUUUAUGCGGCAACGAAAUAAUUGCUCCGGGGUGUCUUGUUCAGAGAGGACCUGACUGGAAAUGGGGCAAUCAAGAUGGAGGGUCCGGUACCGUUGGCAUGGUGUAUAGAGUGACAAACAACUCAACUAUUUAUGUGAGAUGGCCCAAUUCAGUAAGAAGUAAUUACAGGUUUGGUUAUGAAGGAAAGUACGAUGUACAACUUUGUGAUCCCUAUACAGAUGGAAAAAAAUCUUUCAGAAAUCGUGAACGAAGGUAUCAACAAGGGAGAGGGGCAUGCAAUAUAUUUAUACUAGACACGUCCUCCAAUGUGGGAGAAGAGGGGUUCAUACAAAUGAAAGAAACUUUCUUCACUAUCAUGGAUGAAUAUGCAAAACAUCCAGGCAUUGAUGAAAAUGUUGCGGUGGUGAUUUGCGGGAAAAUAACAGCAUUCAAGCAUUACUACUCUAAUCGAUACUCUCGAUUAAAGCAUUGUAUCGAUGAUAUCGAGUAUGGUGUACCCUGUCCUCUUACUGCAGCUUUUAUUUUAUCAGAGGGAGGAAUUGUCAAUGGUGCAGGUUUUUAA